Molecule: messenger RNA, 6186 nt
Organism: Harpia harpyja (harpy eagle)
Lineage: Eukaryota; Metazoa; Chordata; Aves; Accipitriformes; Accipitridae
Gene: NLK
Product: nemo like kinase
Exons: 11
Coding region: 842-2374 (510 amino acids)
Biological process (GO): intracellular signal transduction; protein phosphorylation
Cellular component (GO): cytoplasm; nucleus
Molecular function (GO): MAP kinase activity; ATP binding
Source: RefSeq, a predicted model, not a curated record
UCCCAUUCCCCCCCCCCCCCCGCCGCCUCUUCUCCCUCUCGCUCCGCCGUUGUUUUCUUUCCUGCCCCGUCCCUUUUCUCUUCCUCCGUCUAUUUUUAUCUUCUCUUCAUCCCCUUUUGCCCUCCACCCCCCCCCUCCCUACCCUCGCCCUCCUCUCCUCGCUCCUGCCGUCCCUCUUCACUUUUUCUGGGUGCUUGUGUGUGUUUCAGGCCUUCAAGGAAAAGUUGCAAACUCCCGAGUUUUUUGGGGUUUUGUUUUUUUUUUUUUUUUUUUUUUGCUAUAUUUGAGGGAGCAGGUGCCUGAAAGGAGGGAGCUAUGUAGGAGGUGCCUGGGCGCUCAGGGAGGUUUGGAGGAGAUAAAUGGAGAGGAUGUGGGAAUGGAAGGGGUAGACUCGUCAGUCCUCUCGGGGUAUUCCAGGGGAGAGACUCCAGAUCCUCCUUCUGGAGGGAAGGGGGAUUGAUCGCUGUAUUUCUUUUUUUUGUAAAAAAAAAAAAAAAAAAAAAAAAAAAAAGAAAGAAAGAAAAGAAAGGAAAAAAAAAAGGAAAAGUGAAGGAAAAAAACAAACAAAACCCAACCCAGUCGCCCGAGGAUGGAGAUUCAGUAGCCAACCACAGCUGGACUCUUGGGGGAAGAGGGUUCGUGCACUCUGGCUCACGCACACAUGAAGAGAUUCUCCAAAUUGUUUGGCUUCGCAAAGAGAUAAGGCCAGUCGAGCUCAAUGUUUUUAAAGGUGGGCCGUGUAUGAUGAAACCCAACUUCUUUUAAAGUGUAGCAGAUUUCAUUUUUAUGGCCAAAUGACAGCUUGACCCAGUUGUUAUCCAAUCAAAGGGCAUUUUUUUGAAUGUCUCUUUGUGGCACAACAGCCAACGCAAAAAUGAUGGCGGCUUACAAUGGCGGUACGUCUGCAGCAGCAGCAGGUCACCACCACCACCAUCACCACCACCUUCCUCACCUCCCUCCUCCUCACCUCCAUCACCAUCACCACCCUCAACAUCACUUGCAUCCAGGCUCUGCAGCUGCGGUACAUCCCGUACAGCAGCAUGCCUCUUCGGCAGCUGCGGCCGCGGCAGCUGCGGCCGCAGCCGCGGCAAUGUUAAACCCAGGGCAGCAGCAGCCAUAUUUCCCAUCACCGGCACCGGGUCAGGCCCCUGGACCAGCUGCAGCAGCCCCAGCUCAGGUACAAGCUGCAGCAGCUGCUGCAGUUAAAGCGCACCAUCAUCAGCACUCACAACAUCCACAACAGCAACUGGACAUUGAGCCGGACAGACCUAUUGGAUAUGGAGCCUUUGGUGUUGUCUGGUCAGUAACAGAUCCACGAGAUGGAAAGAGAGUUGCACUCAAAAAGAUGCCCAACGUCUUCCAAAAUUUGGUCUCUUGUAAAAGGGUCUUCCGGGAGUUGAAGAUGUUGUGUUUUUUUAAGCAUGACAAUGUACUCUCUGCCCUCGACAUACUCCAGCCUCCACACAUUGACUAUUUUGAAGAAAUAUAUGUUGUCACUGAAUUGAUGCAGAGUGACCUCCAUAAGAUUAUCGUCUCUCCUCAGCCACUCAGCUCGGAUCAUGUCAAAGUUUUUCUUUACCAGAUUUUGAGAGGUCUGAAAUAUCUACAUUCUGCUGGCAUUUUACAUCGAGACAUUAAACCAGGGAACCUACUUGUGAACAGCAACUGUGUUCUUAAGAUUUGUGAUUUUGGAUUGGCCAGGGUGGAAGAAUUAGAUGAAUCUCGUCACAUGACUCAGGAAGUUGUCACUCAGUAUUAUCGAGCUCCAGAAAUCCUGAUGGGCAGCCGUCACUACAGCAAUGCUAUUGACAUCUGGUCUGUAGGCUGUAUCUUUGCAGAAUUACUUGGGCGAAGAAUAUUGUUUCAGGCACAGAGUCCCAUACAGCAGUUGGAUUUGAUUACAGACCUGUUGGGAACACCAUCGCUGGAAGCAAUGAGGACGGCUUGUGAAGGCGCCAAGGCACAUAUACUCAGGGGUCCUCAUAAACAGCCAUCCCUUCCUGUCCUAUAUACGCUUUCCAGUCAAGCUACACAUGAAGCAGUUCAUCUCCUUUGCAGAAUGUUGGUCUUCGAUCCAUCCAAAAGAAUAUCUGCUAAGGAUGCCUUAGCUCACCCAUAUCUUGAUGAAGGGCGGUUGCGAUACCACACUUGUAUGUGUAAAUGUUGUUUUUCGACAUCUACUGGAAGAGUUUAUACUAGUGAUUUUGAACCCGUCACUAAUCCCAAAUUUGAUGACACUUUUGAAAAGAACCUCAGUUCUGUUCGGCAGGUGAAAGAAAUAAUUCAUCAGUUCAUUUUGGAACAGCAGAAAGGAAACAGAGUGCCUCUCUGCAUCAACCCUCAGUCUGCUGCUUUUAAGAGCUUUAUUAGGUAACUUUCCACAGUUGCUCAACCAUCUGAGAUGCCGCCAUCUCCACUGGUUUGGGAAUAAAGUGGAAGAUAAUAUACUACUGAAGAUGUAAUGUAGCUUUCCACUGGAGUCUGGGAUUUGCAAUUCUGGAGGUUAAUCAUGCUUGUACUGUAAUUUUACUAAUGAAGUUUUAAAUUAACAACCACUACUUGUACAAUAUGAAUAAUAUUUAGAAAUGUACUAGACUUUUAAUCUUGUAAAGUGGUUGUGCUUUUAGAAGAAAAUAUUUUACCCAGAGUUGCACGUGUUUUAUGAAUUCUAGUGCAGCUGUGAUGGCUCAGCUCAGAACAAACAGAAUUGAACCAAAUUCGGGGAGGUUUUUUCUUUUUUCCUUUUUUUUUUUUUUUUUAUUGAAGUGAGAUUGUACAAAAAGAUAGACAUACAUUUUGAUAUUGAGCCAUUCCUGAAGAUUUUGGGUUUUCUAAAACUAAGGAAUACAGAAAACUUGACUGCGACCAAUCAUGAAGUCACAUCGGAUGACAAUGACCACAGUAAGUGGGCAUGUCACCUGAUGAUCAAAUCCUAUAAAUAGCUUCUCACUAGAGCUGUGAUGGUGAUGUGUGCUGUUCUAAAAUCAAAUGUUGUGAGUAGAGAGAAUGAGUUUGUGACUAGGAGAGACUAAACUUCUGUUUCCUUACCCAGUAUAAAUAUAUAUAUAUAUUUAAUCUAUUUUUAUUAGAAGUUUUUCUGCUCUUUCUUACAUAAAACCCCCCAGCAUGCAUCUUCUAUGUGUGUAAAUAAUUCCAUUUAUGGGCUAAUUUCAGAGAUCCCUGACAUCAUUGCUGUAUAGAGAGAAACUAGCUUGCACAUUUUAGGUCUGUGAAAUUUUGUGAGAACUUUUUCCUGCACUGGACAGUUGAGAGAGAGAAAAAAAAAAAAAAAAAGAAAAGGAAAAAAAAAAGCACAUAGGGAAUUAUGUUAAUUGUGUUCGUGUCUUUAGGCAAAGCUGUGGAAGUCUUGAAAUGUCACAGUAGUAAAUAACUUUUAUUACUUUUUGGCUAAUUCUUUUUCUGUUGGAACACUGAAUUCUGUGCAUAUGUAUAUAUGAACACAAAUUGAAGGCCUCUACCUCCUGGAGUAUACAACUUGGUUUGUUUACCUCCACAUGAUUUUUUUUUUUUUUUUAAGUUCAGUGUGGAGACUUGAAACUUGAAUGUCCCUUCCAACUUUUAUAUUUAAAACAAGACUAGAAAAUUGAAGACUGUUUUUCACCUGUACAAAGAAAUACUAAAGGGUGGUCUUAAAAUUUGAGCAUUGGUCUGGAGAAAAACCGUGGUGUUUGUUAUGGACAAUUAACUGUUAAAGUUAUUGUAAGUUAUCUGUAUUUAGCAGAGUAUUUUCAACAAGAGUGAUCUGAGCUGAAAUUGGAGACUAUUAGUAAGUUAUGUUUGGAAGUUUUAACUUCAAUGAAGUAAUUAUUUGCUGUGAAAGAGACAAACAUUGAAUAACUGAACAAAGAUGGUGCAAUAUCUUUGUUUUUUAUGAGGCUCCUGAGAAUAAAACCAACUGAAGCAUUUCAAUUCACUUGAAUGAGAAACGUGUUUAAUUAAAAGAGCCCAAGAAGACACUGGUAUGAAAGGUAAAAUCUCAGAGGUUGGUCAGUUAAUGUGGCACACUUGCUGGUCACUUUGUAAAAUGUAGAUUUGAAGUACAGUGGUGAAAACAUUAAAUGUGACAUUUGAAAAAGAAGUGGUGUUAUCUUUAUUUCCUGUCUGAUCUCCCACCUUUAUUUAAGAAUAAGUUGUUACAAUCUUGAUUAAGUACUGUCUAAAAGAAUACAAGUAAAAAGACAUUGUAACAUCUUGUUUUGGGCAUGGUUUUGAUUUUUUACACACACGUACAUACACACACAUAUAUACAUAUAUAUGCAUAUAUGUGCACAUAUAUAUGACUUCUUAAAAAAAUAUUCAUUUACUCUUUAAGCUUGAUCCUGAAUAAAGGCAAAACUUGCUGAUUAAAUCAAAACAAGCAAUUGACUUGCACUUUAUUGGGAGGUUGAAAAACAUCCAGUCGAGGAUGGACUUGACUUAAUUUGCAAAGUUCAUGUCAUUUUUUCCAGAAGAAAUGCUUUCGUUGUUUUCUGUAGUCCUAAUGCAAAGAAUCCAACAUGUGGUGGUGUUGCAGAAUAUGGCUGAAAAUGUUCAUGUUUUAUGGGUAUGACCUUUUUAAAGAUCAAACAAAUUGAACUAUACAGUUCAAGCCUCAGGACCUCACAAGAAAUAAACUGAUAACCCUUCUUAACAUGUGCUCUCUUCCCAGGCCUGGCACAGAUACUGUUUGUGACUCAUGUGUAUGCCUCUUCUGCAAACCUCUUCUUAAAAGUCUCCAUACUAUUAUGAGCUAAAUUUUAACAUGUUUUAGAACUGGUGAUGGUGGUGUCAUUAUUGCUUCCUGGUUGUCUAUUGCUGAACUAGUUGCCAUUGAUUCACUGCCACUGUUACGUAGUCUGCUCAUUAGAUUCUCCUUCAGGGUAAGACUACAGUGCAAAUCGGCAGUUUACUUGCUGGCUUUUCUCAUUUUGACACACAGUUUUGUCAGGGUAUGAGCACGUAAUGACACAACUGGCAAAGACCACUUUCUGCAUCAGUGUAUUUUUUGGAGCUAAUUGCUAGAGGUCCAUGGGUUAAUCUUGUUCAUAAAAAUAAAAAGAAUAAAACGUCUUGCGGACAUUUACCUUUCAGGGUGUCUUCAUACGAAUGUGGGCAGGGCACUGUGCAGACUUGAGUAGCUGAAACUGGCACAAAUGUGUAACUAAAACUGUGUGUGCAAAUAUAUAUAUAAAAAACAAUUAUGGUAAUGUUUUCUGUAGCCUCAACUGCAUUUUACAUGUUUAAUGCAAAUCAACUACAAUGAAAGUGAGACUUCUUUAGAGCUGUCUUUGACAAAGAUAGUUCCAUUUCUAAAGUGAACGCACACGUGUAUACACUCAGAGUGAUCUAAACGUGAGGUCAUCAAGAGAGCUGCUUCUUUCUUUCCCAAUGAGGUUAAAAUCUGGCUUGCAGUUUUCAGAGUUGCAUUUUAAUCAGUUUUAAGCUUUGUUGAUAUCAAUGUCAAAUGAAUUACAGAUUGUAAUCAUAAGUUUUAAGCUCUCUAAAUAUAGCUUCUGCAUCUCCUUUUAUUAAUUGUGCCUUGAGAAGAGUACAGAAGUAGUGAGCGCAAAGAAUAGCUUGAAAAUUAUUCACAAAUUGUCAAAGGAACAUCCAGAUAUUAGAAGGCCUAAUCUCUCUGUGUGUACAUCUUGAAGGUGAUGCAAAGGAGCUAAACAAGAUCAGCUAUGGAACAGUAAGUUGCUAAAAUCCAUUUCCUGAUGUAUGGUGAAAUAUCAUUGAUGGAUUCAAACCAAUUAAUUUAUGAAAGUUACGAAGUGCUUUUCUCCUUCAGCCGAUUUAUCAGUGGCAUGUCUGGGACUUUACUAUUUGACCUGCUGGGAGUGCUUGAAUGCUCACCAGACUGAACAGAUGGUUUUAAUAUUUACUGGGUAGCAAUUUUUCUAAUCAUCUUUUUUACCCUUUAUUGGUUUUAGUAACGGAGUAUCGUGAGAUCCUUGAACUGUUUGUUCUUUGUAACUUUUUAAAAUUCUUCUGUCAAGUAUAACUUGAUAGAAAAUUCUGUUCACUGUACUUCUGUAAUCCUGCUCAGGUAUGGUUACUUUAAAACUGUUUGUGACAUUGAUAAAUGGGGGAAACUGGAAUCCAAGCAGAUAAUUGCUAUAUAAUCUGCGUGUACACCUUGGACAACUUCUGUGCUCAAUAAAGGAUGGAAUCAGACCCACUGAA